CUCUCUCUCUCUGGUUCGCUUCCUUCCCUUCCCUUCCCUUCCCUUCCCAUUCGCGUGCCCUCUUUUUGCGCCCACUGUCAGAUCCCUUCUGCUGUCAUUUCACUAUAAAUACAGCUGUUCUUUGGGCUACACUUCAAUUUACUUUUCUCUCUCUAGCUCUGUCUUUUCUUUUCUAUCACAGCCUCACAGCAGGAGAUGCGUCGAAGAAGGCCAUCGGUUUUUAGUCGUAGUUGAGGAUGAGCAUCUUAUACUAUUCCUAAUUGAUGACCAUCAUCCAGAUACGCUAUGAAGAGUUUGAGGCAAUGGCCUGUGUGUUUUGCUCAUGGAAAUGAAAGAGAGGCAGCGUUGGAGAGCUGAAGAGGACACUUUGUUACGUGCAUAUGUGAAACAGUAUGGUCCGAAAGAGUGGAACCUUGUUUCACAGCGCAUGAACACUCCCCUAAACAGGGAUGCUAAAUCGUGCUUAGAAAGGUGGAAGAAUUACCUCAAACCUGGCAUCAAGAAAGGAUCACUUACUGAGGAAGAGCAGCGUCUCGUAAUCUGUCUUCAAGCCAAGCACGGCAACAAGUGGAAAAAGAUUGCAGCUGAAGUCCCGGGACGUACUGCAAAGAGAUUAGGCAAGUGGUGGGAAGUGUUCAAAGAAAAACAGCAGAGAGAGAAGAAGGAAAACAACAAGACAAUUGAGCCAAUUGAGGAGGGAAAGUACGACAGGAUUCUGGAGACUUUUGCUGAGAAGUUAGUGAAAGAGCGGCCUCCAUUACUUGUCAUGGCCACUUCCAAUGGUGGCUUUCUUCAUGCUGACCCAACUGCAGCUGCUCCCCCACCUGCACCAAAUCUACUUCCAUCAUGGCUUUCUAAUUCCAGUGGCACCUCUACUGUCAGGCCACACUCUCCUUCUGUAACCCUUAGCCUCUCACCCUCAACUAUUACACCCUCUCCUCCAAUCCCAUGGUUGCAGCCCGAGAGAGGAUCAGAAAAUACUCCUCUUGUUUUGGGAAGUUUGCCUCAAGGUGUGAUCCCUUCUUGUGGAGAGAACAUGGUCAUGUCUGAGCUAGUUGGGUGCUGCAGAGAUUUGGAAGAAGGACACCGUGCCUGGGCUGCUCAUAAGAAGGAAGCUGAUUGGAGGUUAAGAAGGGUAGAGUUGCAGCUGGAUUCAGAGAAGGCAUCCAGGAGGCGAGAGAAGAUGCAAGAGAUAGAAUCGAAGGUGAAGGCUCUUAUGGAAGAGCAGAAAGCUUCUCUGGAUAUGAUUGAGGCAGAAUACAGAGAACAAUUAGCUGCAUUGAGGAGGGAUGCAGAAGCCAAGGAGCAGAAAUUGUCUGAGCAAUGGGCUGCAAAGCUCAUGCGCCUUACCAAGUUUCUUGAACAGAUGGGAUGCAGAACCAGGGCAGCUGAACCAAACGGCCGUUGAGUUUACCUACAUUGUUACUGGCUCAUUUAUGUGAUAAUGAAAUCUGAAGCUCGGCUCGACCCUUUUUGUUUCUCGUCUGUCCAUGCUGUUCAAGAAUUCUAGUUAUAGCGGUCUGUUAUAUUUUCUUGUGGAAUAUUGCAUGAACUGUUGGAGCAUUAGCUGAACUUGUUCAACCUUCCUGAGAGUAGUUCAUUAGGAAUCGCAUCUAUAUUGCAGUUGUUGUUUUGGAUUGGGCUGCCAAAUAAAACUUUGCAGAUUUACCUACAA
Tripterygium wilfordii is the source of this 1675-nucleotide messenger RNA. Its product is annotated as transcription factor AS1-like. NCBI's taxonomy places the organism in Eukaryota, Viridiplantae, Streptophyta, Magnoliopsida, Celastrales, Celastraceae. Bases 323 to 1408 code for a protein of 361 amino acids. The transcript has 3 exons. The record is from RefSeq and is a predicted model, not a curated record.